ACAAGUUCUCAGUUACUCAGCAAGUGUUGGCAAUCGUUAGAUGAUGAUGUGGAAUUUACAAAUUGAAUUGUUGCUUCUGUUAAUUUAAUUCUUUAAAUAUUAAAGCACAGUACCAUGGACAUAACGCAGCACUUUAAGGCCAGCGUUAUGACAGUGCGAUUGCAACGCAAGACUGAACUGGCAGUGGCCAAAGCCAAAGCUCAGGACAACAAACAACAACGUUUCGGCACCGCAUCCGCAAAGACCACUGGGAGCACUGGUACUAACGACUUUGCCAAACAGGCUAAGGAUGUGUGUAGCAAGAUAACGACGCUCCGGAAUGUACUCAUCGAGAAUCGCACAGCAUAUAUGCGAAUCGGGCAGCACCUGAAGAGCGCCACUCACAUGACGGAUGCUGAGCGUGAUUUAAUUGAUCGCGAAUCAGAGAAAUUCGUAACGUACUACACACAGCAUCUGGCUAAGAUGCGCAGCGACUGGAAGAGUGCCAAGCGAAAGUCACAAGAGCGCCAACAUAUUGAGGCGGUGCUCGAUAUGCUGGUCAGCUAUUUGCACAGUAUCGAGCAAAUCUACCUAGAUCAGAAAAAGUAUCGCGUACAACACGAGCUGGAAACAUACAGGCUGCUCAAGCUGGCGGCAGACAAGAAAAAGAUACCAGUGCGUCCAGCGGGCAAUACAAGUGGCAAACUAACCAAGCGGCAACAGAGCAAUGGUAGCGUUGACGACAGCAACGAAGAGCUGUUGCCUGCUGAGGCAGCAGCAGAAGAGGACAACGAUUGGAGCAACGACAGCUGGGCUGAGUGGGAUGAUGAGCAGGAGGAAUCGCAAUUGGACAGCAGCUCGAAGGCAGAAAAACAGCACAAACCACGCACGCGCAAACACAGUCGACCAACUGGGCCAAACAGCGCUGAUUCCUCGGCCAAAGUUGCACUAGAUGAGGACAUACAGAAGACAGCGCAGCAGCAGGAGAAUGAUGAAGAGGAUGCCUUAAGCGCGGAGGAUAUGCAGCUGUUCGAGGCGGAAAAUGUGCACAUUUACAAUCUGCUGCAAGGCGUCUCAGAGGAGGUCGAACAAAUCGAAAAGAAUGUUGUGGACAUAGCACAGCUACAGGACAUCUUCACUGAGAAGGUUGCCAUGCAACAGCACAAUAUCGAGCGCAUUGUGAGCGCCGUAGUUGGCACCACGGAGAACGUCAAGGAUGCCAACGAGCAGAUUCGACAGGCAACGCAGCGCAAUGCUGGCUUGCGCGUCUGGUCCUUGUUCUUUCUGCUGGUAAUGUCCUUCUCAUUGCUAUUUCUUGACUGGUACUACGAUUAAAAUUCAAAUUGUUUGGUGUAAUGAAAAAAGAAGGAAAAUAUGUGAAUGU
Drosophila hydei is the source of this 1363-nucleotide messenger RNA. RefSeq names its product syntaxin-18 (gene Syx18). Gene Ontology annotation, biological process: retrograde vesicle-mediated transport, Golgi to endoplasmic reticulum. Lineage: Eukaryota; Metazoa; Arthropoda; Insecta; Diptera; Drosophilidae. Bases 115 to 1314 code for a protein of 399 amino acids. The transcript has 2 exons. The record is from RefSeq and is a predicted model, not a curated record. Gene Ontology annotation, cellular component: SNARE complex; endoplasmic reticulum.